AUGAAUACAUAUAAUAUAUUAGUUAUAUUUGCUGUUUUAUAUGUACAAAUACAAUAUGAUAUGGGGCGAGUUAAAACUGCAAUCAUAGGCCAUAGGGGUUCUGGAACAAGUACUACUGGAGGGACUUCUAUUUAUCCAGAAAAUUCUCUUUAUUCUUUUAAAUAUGCUAGGGAUAGUGGAAUACAAGGUAUUGAAUUAGAUGCAUGGCUUACAAAAGAUAACAAAGUAAUUAUUAUUCAUGGAACAGAUGAUAAUGGUAUAUAUAAUACACUAUCAUGUACUGAUGGGAAUGAAAAUAAACAUAUAGAAGAUAUGACUGCAGAAGAAAUACAAUCAUAUCAUUUUAAAGAACCAUGGUUAAUAGAAAAUGAAAAUUUAUUUGAUUCAAAAUCUGAAAAUAAUAUUAAAGAUCGAAUAAGAUUUUUUAAUUUAGGAGAAAGUAUUAAAACACAAAAAAGAAAAGAAUAUCUUGAAUCUCGUCGUGUUUAUUUAAAUAUGCAAGAAAAUGAACAAAUCGAACAUUUAUUUAAAGAACAUAUAUUAAAAAAAAACAUAAAUAUGAAAGAUGAUGAAAAUAGCUUGGCUAGUAUAUUUCAGGAUACUAAAAGCACACAUUAUAAUUCAGAAAAAAUUAAUGACAAUAUGACUGAAGAAGAAUUUAUUGAAAAUAUAGCUUGCAUUCAUUGCAAAAAUUUAUAUAUUCAUUAUAUUCAAAAAACAAAUUAUGAUUUAAAAACAAAAAUUUUAUUUUUUAAAUUUUUAUCAAAAUUCUAUUAUGCACCUUUAUUGAUUGAUGUCUUAAAUUUAUAUAAAAAAGAUUUAUCUUAUGAUAUCGAAUUAAAAGGAACAAAUGAAAAAUUAGGUGAAUAUGUUUUAGAUAUAUUAGAAAAUUAUAAAGAUUAUAAAAUAAAAAUUAGUUCAUUUAAUUGGUUAUUACAAGGAAACGAACCCGAAUUUAAUAAUACAUAUAACGAUUUUAGAGAUUAUCCAAAAUAUAAUAGAAAUAAAAUAGAUCAAAUAAAAGCAGUAUCAAAUAAUCGUUUAAAUAUACCAAUUGCUUUAUUAUUUUCAGAUGAUGAACCAUUACCAAAUGUUAGUGAUAUUAUGCAAACUUUGAAUUAUUAUAAUGCUGAAUGGGCCCAUUUUUCAUUUAAAUUAAGAAAACAACCACUUUUUAUAAAUUGUGACAAUUCUAAAGUUGAUAUAAUUACAGAAGAAUUCAUAAAAUUGUUACAUAAAAAUGGAAAAAAAGUUAUGAUAUAUUGGGGAACUGAAGAUCAAGAUGAAUAUAGCGAUAUGCUAUAUUACAUUAAUAUGAAAGUUGAUUCUAUUUGUCCUAACAGAAUUGAUAUUGCAAAAACUGCAUUACAAAAUUCAUAG
Plasmodium berghei ANKA is the source of this 1380-nucleotide messenger RNA. Its product is annotated as glycerophosphodiester phosphodiesterase, putative. The transcript has a single exon. The record is from RefSeq and is a predicted model, not a curated record. Lineage: Eukaryota; Apicomplexa; Aconoidasida; Haemosporida; Plasmodiidae. Gene Ontology annotation, molecular function: phosphoric diester hydrolase activity. Gene Ontology annotation, biological process: lipid metabolic process. Bases 1 to 1380 code for a protein of 459 amino acids.